GGGCGGAUACGCGGCUUUAGUGGACCGACACGCGGCCUUCUGAGCCUUCCCUGCCUCCCUGCUCCCGGCCUUGGCUUCAACUCGGCCAUGGCUCCCAAAGGCGGCUCCAAGCAGCAGUCCGAGGAGGACCUGCUCCUUCAGGAUUUCAGCCGCAACCUGUCGGCCAAAUCGUCGGCGCUGUUCUUCGGGAACGCGUUCAUCGUGUCUGCCAUCCCCAUCUGGUUGUACUGGAGAAUAUGGCAUAUGGAUCUCAUCCAGUCUGCGGUGCUCUACAGUGUGAUGACCUUAGUAAGCACUUACUUGGUAGCCUUCGCCUACAAGAAUGUAAAAUUUGUUCUGAAGCACAAAGUAGCACAGAAGAGGGAGGAUGCUGUUUCCAAAGAAGUGACUCGAAAACUUUCUGAAGCUGAUAAUAGGAAGAUGUCCCGGAAGGAGAAAGAUGAAAGAAUCCUGUGGAAGAAGAAUGAAGUUGCCGAUUAUGAAGCCACAACAUUCUCCAUCUUCUAUAACAACACUCUGUUCCUGGUUCUGGUUAUUGUUGCUUCCUUCUUUAUACUGAAGAACUUCAACCCCACAGUGAACUACAUUUUGUCCAUAAGUGCUUCAUCUGGACUCAUCGCCCUCUUGUCUACUGGCUCCAAAUAGACUGUGUAGCUUGGCCCUCUGCCUUUGUAUCUCGGGGUGGCCUGUGGUAUAUGGGAAAGCAUCAGGGUGGCCAGGUUGGGAGACACAUAAGAUAUUUUUAUAGUCUGGAGCUUGAGGGUUUAAAAAUUCAGUAGAAUGUAAUUCAGUGUUUGUUUAUUGGCUGUUUUUGACAGAUUGCUGAAAUUAAAUGAAUUGAAAGGGAAGCUCAGAGUACCAGGGCAUUUUAUUAAAAGGCAAGGAGUCUUGCAAUGUGCUGUAAUCACGAGGAGAAAAUAACUUGUUUCCUACAUCUGUCAGAGGUCAUGGUAACCUGGACUGAGCUGUUAUUAUUUAUAAUAGGAGGAAGAAGUUAAUAACUGGUUCUCUGUGUUCCAAGCACAAUAUUACAACUUUUCGAACUGUAAAUCUUAGAGUGAAUCCUCUUCCUAAGGAAUUGAACAGAAGCCUCAUUUUCUUUUUAACAAGGCUUCAAAUUUGUAAUUUAUAAUAACUCAAAGUUAAUUGUAAAUUACAGGGCCUCUCCAAUUUGAGGGAGGGUUGCAGAAUCUUUUUUUUUUUUUUUUUUUUUUAAAGAAAGGCAGCCAAGGUAGUUACCUAAAAAUAGUACUCAGGCCUAUGAGUGUUGGCCUGUGAGGCCAAAGCACACACUGUUCAGCUGUAUGGCUUUGGCCCUGGGUGGCCGGGGAGGUCAGCUUGACCCUGCCAUGUUGGUUUGAUGUGCGAAGUCACUGGGAUCAUUGUUUCUAUGACCAGGCUUUCGCACCACAGGCAGAAUAUUAAGUGAGAGAGUAUUUCUACCGUGAUUAUUGACACAUGAGAGACCAAAAGAAUUUUUGUGAACGUAACCCUGGAAUUCUUUGGACUCUCCAAAAAAUUUACAGUGGUUUAAAAUGGUUGUUAGCAUUUUUCCAUGAGGACUUUAAUAAACUUAGCCCCUUUUGCUCAAGGUUCCUUUCAAUUGUGAAGUACUGAUCACAUACAUUUGGGGGGGGGGAGUCUAGCUAAGAGUAGCCUCAUGUUGUGUGGUCAUAACCCCCCCACACGUCUCCCCCCCCCCCAUUAUGUACAGAUUCUGAUUUUGUAUGCUAUGACUUCACAGUUUGCAAAGUGCAGCACUAUGAUCACUGAUUUCAUAUUCCUAUUUGCUGUUCACACCCAAGAACUUUCUGUAAAGGGAAAUAUUACUAAUAUCUAGUUUCUGCUUGUAAACUUAAGAGGAACAUAUGACUCUAUUUCUAACUUUAAAGAUAUUUACAAGGAGUAGAGCUGUUUCUGUACUGGUAGAUGUUUCUGUAGUCUGUGCUACUUAGGGAACUCAGGAGGAGUGCACUUGUAUAGUCAUGUUACUCCUUACUGUCUGCCUGGAGAAUCAUUUUAUCUCCAAGUGUUCAGUUCUUUUCAGUGGUACAUUGUUAUCUGAGUGCCAUUUCCAGGUAAUGUGUAAUGAAUGGGGAAAUGAGAAGGGAUUCAAAGCAAAGUACAUUUCAGUAACACUUAUGAGGUAGGCUGUUUUGUUGUUUUAUUUUAAUCAGUAUUUGGCUGGAAAAUGAUAAUUUGAUAAACCAUCAUGUUACCAAAGCUAAACCAAACACCUUCUAAGUGAUUGCUGUGAACUUGCCACUAGGUGGCGGUGCCUGUGUAGCUGGGGAGAAAGUCACCACCUUUAUCUGACAGUAGUAUGGUCAGAAGCACAAGAAAUCGGGAAGUCAGCCUCAAAUUUUUAAUUUUAAUUUAGUAACCAAAAGUUUGUUGGGAGAGUGAUUAUGCAGUUUUCUUCUGUCUUGACUGUUUCCUGCGACUGUCUUUGUUUUUAACUCUGAAAAUGUUCUCUAACUCUGUGCUACCAAAUUUCUGUGUGUGAAGUCAUACAGCCAUGUCACUAGCUCCCUUUAAGGAAUCAGUGUAUCAGCCCUUUAUACUUAGAAGUGUGGACCCUCCUCUCUAGCCUCUUCUCCACCAUUGAACAUUGCACAUAGGAUUACGAAGUGUUCAGUAAGACAGUGAAAUCUGUGGCAGGCAGAGUUUGUACCAUAAAAGGACCCCAUACAUCAGACCAUUAAAUAGGACAUUCAGAGUGCUCGCAUGCUUCCCUUUCUCAUAUGUGUGAUAGGUAGACUCUUAGUGUUAAGAAUUUUUAUUUCAUGAUUUACUCAUUUAUAACUUAAUAGAAGUCGGAUUAAAUAUGCAACUUGUA
Messenger RNA from Mus caroli (Ryukyu mouse), 2839 nucleotides. RefSeq names its product signal sequence receptor subunit 3 (gene Ssr3). The record is from RefSeq and is a predicted model, not a curated record. Gene Ontology annotation, cellular component: endoplasmic reticulum; membrane. Gene Ontology annotation, biological process: SRP-dependent cotranslational protein targeting to membrane. Lineage: Eukaryota; Metazoa; Chordata; Mammalia; Rodentia; Muridae.